Molecule: messenger RNA, 841 nt
Organism: Uloborus diversus
Lineage: Eukaryota; Metazoa; Arthropoda; Arachnida; Araneae; Uloboridae
Product: voltage-gated hydrogen channel 1-like
Exons: 5
Coding region: 73-819 (248 amino acids)
Biological process (GO): proton transmembrane transport
Cellular component (GO): plasma membrane
Molecular function (GO): voltage-gated proton channel activity
Source: RefSeq, a predicted model, not a curated record
CAUGAUCGAAAUAUUCUCCAAAUAGAAUUUCACUCUUUAGUGAAUAGAAGAUAUUUACAACUGAUUUUCAAAAUGGAACAACUAAACAAUGUGAGUAAAAGCAUUGAACAUUUGAACCUUAAAGAUGAUGGAUCAAGUUCGGUUCUGUCCGAUACAGAUGAAGAUCCUUCAAUUCGUCCUUUGAUAACUUUCCGUGAAAGGCUUUGCAAGUUGUUUGACUCUCAUAAAUUUCAGAUUGCAGUUGUGGCACUAGUUAUAAUUGAUUGUUUGAUUGUUAUUACUGAAUUGAUCCUGGAAGCAAAACAUGAUGAGUUACAUAACCGCAUGUCCAUGCAUGUACUUCACUACAUGAGUAUAGCAAUUCUGAGCCUUUUUGUCGUUGAAAUUUUGCUCAAGAUAUAUGCGUUUAGAACAGAGUUUUUCCGACACAAACUAGAAGUUUUUGAUGCUUUUGUUGUGUUUUUAUCAUUCGCUCUCGAUAUUGCCGUUCAAGAGGAGCAAUUAAUGUCAAAUGGAAUUGAUUUAGUAAUUAUUCUUCGGCUGUGGAGAGUUACUAGGAUUUUAAAUGGUGUAGUCAUGUCUGUAAAAGCUCAGUCAGAGCACAAACUUCUGAAGGAGCGGCAAUUGAAAGAAGGCCUGGAACAAGAACUCUCAAAGUGUCGGCUGUACACAAAUGCUUUGGAACAAGAGGUGGAGACUUUACGCUUACUUCUGAGAAAACACGGCAUAGGUCUUCCACCCUCGGUGAUCAGUGACAAAGAAACUCACCAAACAACAAUUAGUGUUGUUGCAGAAGUUAACCAAAUUGAGCCAAAGUGAUAAAAAAUCCUCAUUUGACUUU